Messenger RNA from Lindgomyces ingoldianus, 988 nucleotides. RefSeq lists its product as uncharacterized. The transcript is spliced from 2 exons. NCBI's taxonomy places the organism in Eukaryota, Fungi, Ascomycota, Dothideomycetes, Pleosporales, Lindgomycetaceae. The record is from RefSeq and is a predicted model, not a curated record. The coding region runs from base 194 to 988 and encodes 264 amino acids.
CGAUUCCCAAUCUUCGACAUUAGAAGGUUGGACCAUAUAUAUAGCGAUGGUGCUAUCAGUAGCUACUCAGUCUUCCGAGACCACGUCAUCCGCUUUUCAGCCAAGGCUUCUGACUGGCAGACCGUAAUUCUCUUUAGAUGUCGAUAUCCAAAAUAUAUUCUUUCCCCUGAAUCUAGUCGGCCUCUCUCACGCAAUGACUUCCAGGCGCAUUCUUCUUGCUUCCCUUUGCUUCGCCCAAUCAGCGUACUCACUGGCAGCCAGCCCCACCAUGACUGACCUUAGUGGCAACUCCCUCCCCUCACAUAGCGGAGUUCAGGAACCCGUCUUCCAUGGCCCACCCCCCAGAAUCGUGCGCAUGUACACCGCACACGCCAUCCUCGCUUGUCUUGCCUGGGCUGCCGUCUUCCCCAUUGGCGGCAUCAUGAUCCGCCUCCUCUCAUUCCCCAGGCUCCUCUGGGUCCAUGCGGGCUUUCAGAUCUUCGGUUUUUGCAUGUACAUCGUAGCCAUCGGGCUUGGUGUUGAGCUCUCUAUCAACCCGCGUUAUUGGCACUUGAAUAAUAAGCACGUCAUAAUGGGCCUGCUCAUCUUUGUCUUGUUCUUCUUCCAAUCUUUGACAGGCUAUCUCCAUCAUGCUAAUUUCAAGAAAUACAUCUCGCGGAACGUGUGGUCGUAUAUUCAUCUCUGGACCGGGCGGGUUUGCAUCACGCUCGGGAUUGUUAAUGCGGGGUUUGGGUUUGAGAUCACGCAUAAGGGGACGGAUAGUUGGCAAGUCUUCACUUAUUCAGUUAUUGCUGUGGUUGUUUGGGUGGGCUAUGCUGUUAGUAUUUUUGUUGGUGAGUUAAGGGGGAAGAAAGCUGCUGCCCAGAGCCUGUCAGCUGAUAGUGCGAGGAGGAAGUCUUUGGAGUCGGGGGCACUGGAAAAGAAGGAGAAAGAGUUUUCAAAUAAAGAGGGGAGACGCCAGUGCGCUCUUGUUGAGGAGAUAGUGUAG